This is a messenger RNA of Porites evermanni, 7947 nucleotides long. The record is from the annotation of a GenBank genome assembly. Lineage: Eukaryota; Metazoa; Cnidaria; Anthozoa; Scleractinia; Poritidae.
AUGACGCCUGCCGUAGAAAACCCACCGGCUGAAGAAGAGGCUAAUGCCGAAGGUAAGAAAAAUAUUCCGAGCUUGAAAAUAGGAUUAUUUAAAAUUUCAACGUUAUUACUUACGUUUAUGUACAAAUUUUGGCCUGAAACGCCGAAGAGUUAAAGAUUUUACCCAGUUUAUAAGUUAUUUUCGACAGUGACGCAAUCUUGCCUUUCCGAUGUCGAGAAAAAAUGAAUUUGGUUUCACGGACAGUGAAGGGUUUUUGCUUUGCAUUUUCAGUAAAAACGUAAAAAAAGUCCUUUUGUUUUGCUGAAAGCGUUUUAUUUUAUUGGCCUGGAAGGUCUUGCUGACAUACUUUCCUGUCGUCGUCCUGAGCACUUGGAUUGCACGUGCAAAACAAUUUUUACCACCAUGUGUGUUCCAUUCUUUUGCAAAAAUAACAUCAGUAGGAUUGCGUGUACUCCCUUUAUAUAAAUCAGCAGAAACGGUUUUUGACGAUUCUGUGUUCUCUUUUUGGUUUUUUGUCUUCUCAAUGACAGCAAAGCAACAUUUGCAACUUUGUUGACUUCAAGAGGAGCUUUCAGCAGUCAUGUUUCUUUAGGGCCCAUGAAAGAGUUAACUUUAAUCUUUAUUGUAAGGUGAUCUGUUCCUCCGUUUCGUGUUUCUGCUCUUACUUUUUCCAUAAAUUUAAAGGAACAGUAUCCCGUUACUGCGGAUGCACCAAACUUUGAUUUUUGGACAGGAUGUCGCGAAAUCAAAAGAUGCGAGGAGGGUAAGAGAAUCUUGAAAAAUCCGUUUGCAUUGCGCUUGGCCGGGUUCAAUACGACACUAAAACUUCUCAGGAUUAUAGAUCAAUGAUAUAUUGUUCCUGUUAAGUUUCGAUUUGGGCGAAAUCUGAAAUUUUUUGGCGUUACUUUUAUUACCGUUGGCCGGAGGACCAAAAGAUUGGAAGCACUUUGAUGCCGAUUGAAGGCUUAUUUCUUCUGCUAGCUUCCAUACAAGCUCAGAUAAUUGUGAAAGAAAUACGCAGAAAUGAAACAGCAAAAAUAAAGACUGUAAGAAAGAAACCGUUGAGACAUUGAUGUCACUGAGGAGAUCUUGUGGAGGGGAGCUUCAUGAAGCAGAAUGUUUUGCAAUGACGCGUUAGUAAACUGAAUCUCCCUAAGGCCGACAAAAUUAAACAAACAGGUGCUACAUGUUUUGAAAAACUAGUGACAUGAAAUCAUAAUAUCAUUUUUGACUUACCUUUGUGAUGAUUCAUAGUGUUGAGAUUGCAUUUUUAUUUAUGUCUUUCAAACAUUGGAGGCUAGAACGUGAGCAAAUCAGGCAGAUAUUACUGGACUUGGAGCGAUUGACCUCUGACACGAGUUUCAAAUUAGAAAAUGUUUUUAAAGCGAGCGGAACGAGAUUUUCGGGUCGCGAGGCAGCCCAGCUAGCGAUAAAAUCGCGAUGAGUCUUCGAACCGCGAGCCAAAUUUUUAUAUAAGACGAAAGACUUCUUCGAAAGUCUAAAAUAUUACUUGAGAAUAUAAACAACAAAUCUCUGUCAGCAGUGCGGUCCGGAAGGAAAUCUUGUGGAGUCAAUUUGACAGUUCUUUUGUCUUUUGAAGAGAAAACAGAUGACGCUCGCGCGUGCGCAUAAUCAGGACACUGUCCCUUUAACCAAUUUAGCCACAUGCAGUGGCACCCUUGUAUGCUGAUGUCUGAGCUUACUACCCUAUUUUCUUGCAAAAGGAGGGAGACAUUGUGGGUGCCCAAUACCACAGUACCGUACGCAGGGUUCGCACACACCUUGAAAGUCCUUGAAUUUUAAAAUUAAAAAUUCAAGGCCUUGAAAGUCCUUGAAAAUUGCAGUUGGUGCUGGAAAGUCCUUGAAUUCCAAUGCUAAGUAAACUUUAUAGUUUAAGUAGAACUCCAAAGAGAAAGGAGCAAACACUGAAAGACCUUCGGGAUAAAAUUACUCAUGUCGUGAAAGAACUAACGUAGACAUAGACUCAAGGCUCUUUUUUGCACUGAAUGGAGUCCUUGAAAAAUGGAAAAUGUGUCCUUGAAUUUUUUUGUUCAGAAAAGGGUAUGAACCCUGCUUACAAAAAAAUUGGCAAUACCGCAUUUAUGAUCGGUCACACUUACUUAAAGUUGUAUCUGUCUUGCAUGUUUGUAUUUUACAUGAAGCAUGUUUGCAGUGGAAAUCAACGUUAGCUAUCGCGAGAAAACGUUAGAAGACCUCACAUUUAUCAGUACAUGGACCAAAAAGCCUGGUCAUUGCAUGUAUCAAAAAUUCCACUGUAGAUUAACUGUCAGAAAUUGUGUAAUAGUUUGCCAUGAUGUCUAAAGACUUAAAAAUAUUAUUUUUGUUAACCAGUAUAGCUUACUUUGUUUUGUUGUGUAUUGUAGGGGUGUAACGAUUCAUAUUCCUUGCGAUUCGAUUCGAUUUGGAUUACUACCUUUCGAUUUUCGAUUAUUUUGAUUCGAUUAUGUAAAUUUUCUUAAUUCUUAUAACAUAACGCACAAUGGUAACAACAUGCAACCCUAAAACCUCAAUUUGAGAAUAGUAACAGGGACAGGAGGAUUCACAGUCGCUUGGUUCGCCACCAUGUUUGAGAACCUGACAAAGAGCGUGUCGCACAUGGUUUGCCUUAUUUGGAGAUUCUCAAGGGGUGGUUGAAGGACAGCAUUUUUACCUGGCAACAAAAAAUGGUGCGUGAACUGCUAUCGUCUUUGCUCAUCAACCAAAAACGCACAUUUUAAAUUUAAAGAGUUCCGGAUUCUGAUUUUACAAUAUAAUAACUCACUGAGAGCACCCUGGGAAAGGUGUGCAAAAAUCGAACCAAAAUUGAAAUGUGGAAGCAAAGAAUUGUGAAUCGAACCGAACAGUCAUAAUCGGGAUUAAUCGAGAAUUCAAUUAAUCGUUACACCACUAGUUUAUUGCAUUGACCUGUAUUAACCGGCAGGGUGCAAGUGAACAACACAACAAUAAUGUGAGGGAUCAUCUUUUACUGAAUACCAUCAUCCAAAGCAUGUUAAACUCAUGGACAAGAUCAGCUUGAGAGCAGGUGCCUUAAAUGAGGAAGGGCCUGUAGUGCAAGAGGGGAGCAUUACCUUGGAGGUAACCAUGGCAACAAAGCGAGAGUCAACCAUCUGCCCCUGUCACACUGAAAGAGUUCAGUGGAAUACUUACCACAACCCAUACUUACCUAUCCGGGGGGAGGAGGGGAGAAAUGGGAGCAAAACCAGCCGAUGGCACAGCCCGUGCAUAGCAAUGAUCUGCAAAGAUCAGAAAAGCAAAGUAAAGCAGAGCUGAGAUCAGUGUGAAAGGAAAGUACUGUCCGAUAGCCCGGGGCUAGUGGAUUUUGCUAUCGGGCUAGUGAAUUGUGUUUUUAACUUGCGCGACGGGCAAGUGAUGUUUUAUGAGGAAUUUGAAUAACAGAAGAACAAAAAGUUUUUGGGGCUAGUUGCAAUGAUGUCUGGGCUAGUAAAUUCUAGCUUCAGCUUGCCCGAAUGGCAAGCUGUAAAAACAAUUUUCUUUGCACCCUGUGAGAUAUGUAAUCACAUGUCAGCCCCUGCAGACCAAGUGGCCACCCUGCAUAAACCUGCUUGCCUGGGGCUCAACCGCUGACCCGGUGGCAUUGUCUCAAGGUUAACCUUGCCUAAAUUACAAUUUAGCCACAUAAAAACCACAUACUGCAGGGCCAGGCAAUACUGCAAUACUGCACAGUAAAAUUAAAAUUACGAUAAUACAUCGAAAAAAGCCCAAUACCAUAAACCCCAAUGUCCCCCCUCAAUAAGUGCCUGGGCACUUAUUUAAAAUUAUGGCUAAAAGGAGGGGCUCUUAUUAGAAGGAGAAAUCAUGUGUAUUGUUUAAUACUGAUCCAAUUCUACCUUGCUACACUGUAUUUACUAUGUCAAUGCUGUGAGCUUCAGCUGGCGAUAUCGAUGUACUGGGAAACGGUUAUAGAUUACCUUAUUCUCGCUUCUCACUAGUAUGAAAUUUUGCUUUUUUGGCGAUUUGGGGAAAAUCUUAAAUUUGAUACUCGCGAAAUCUUAAAAUCCCCUAAAAUCUGUAGAAUUACUCUAAAACUCCCUAAAAAUCCCUAGAAAUGGCGAAAUUAAAUACUUGUAAAUUAUGGCUCAUGAUUUUUCGCGAAAUUUGAUAGAAGGAGGGCGUUUAAUAACCUGCAUGGCAGAUGCAAAAAGGGAAGCAAAAUGGGGAGAAAGGGAAAAAGGGAAGGGAGUGCCUGUUAUAAGAGCCCGUGUUUUUGUAUUGCUCCUACCAACUCCCUAACUAAUCCGAUAACAACUGACAACACAUGGCCAAUCACAGUUAAGUAGGAGGCACUUCUCAGCAUGCAUGGUCCAAACUUACUGACUUCGUUUACCAGAAAUUAUCAAGUUAAGAUGCUUUUUUGAAAUGAUACCAUAAUUGUGCAAAAUAAAACAUUUUUACUGUUCUUGCUCAACAAACACAACAAGAUCAGUUUGGUGUGAAUCCUGAAAAACCCUUUGGUCUUGCGUCAAAAAAUUCAUUGGUGCAAGGUACAGAACACUCGCCACCCUGAAAUGCAAAUAAUUUUGGAAAGGGGAAUUAUAUACAUUUGUGUAAAAGCUCAAUAGAUAAUUUUUACUAAAGCUUAAGCUCUUUCUUUACAACCAUUUCGAAGUUCAUUCAAGGCUCUGUAUGAUUUGCAGAGAAGUUGGAUGUCCAGCUUCUAAAAUUUGUGCUCUUGCCUGUGAAUAUCAGCGUUGCAGAUGACAAGAAUCACUAAAUUGCUGCUCGGUGUUUGGACAUAUCCAAUAUACAAAACCUCCAGAGCAUCCACUGUCCGCUAAACAAGCUAGGUAUUCCCCCAACUUAAAUUUUUGUUUUCAAUAUAUGGAUCUGUGUUAAUUCUAAUGUUGUUUCAGGAACAGAGAGUGACAGUGAUGAUGAACUGCCAGAGCUUGAAGAAGGGGAUGCUGGACAGCCCAAUAUAACAAGUGAUAUAGCAGCUGCUGCUGGAUUGACCGAAGAACCAGUUAGCAAAGCUAAACAAAGCCGAAGUGAGAAAAAAGCUCGCAAGGCUAUGUCAAAGCUAGGACUCAAAAGUGUGUCAGGAGUUAAAAGGGUAGCAAUAAGAAAAUCCAAGAAUAUAUUGUUUGUUAUCAGUAAACCUGAUGUAUACAGAAGUCCAGGAUCUGACACCUACAUUGUGUUUGGAGAGGCAAAGGUAUGUACCAAUACUGUAUGAAUAUUACUGUUCUGUUUACAUCCAAGAAUUUUGUUUCUCAAAACCCUAGAGUAGUAACAUCACUUUAAGCUCAAUCAUUACAAAAGGCCUCCUUGCCUUGAAUGAGAGUCGUAUAACUAACUCUCAAACAAAAACCAAGAUUUCAAGUUAUGAGAAUUAGUUUUGUGCCCGAUGACGAUAAAGAUGCCUUAUGGUGAGGAAUGUCUACCUGGCUUGGAAGCCUGCUAUCCAUUGUUUGUGCCUGUUGUUGUUUUUUGUAAACAUGUGUCUUGCAUACAAAUCUACAUUUCUGUGCUUCAUGUUGUAACUUCCAUACGUGGUGGACAGGCCAGGUCAGAAGUGGUCCUUUGAUCUAAAGAUUAUGAGAGCUGAGGGCACUGUUCUUUUUCUUUAGUAGGAAGGUAGAUGGUAGAUUGUAGGGUAAAGGGAGGUAGUUGUCACAAGAUUAUUGUGAACAAACCUAAAAGGGUAUUUUCAGUGAAGAAAACGUCAUUUGUUGACGUUUUUUUUUAAUUUUAUCAAAUAAUGUAUUUUCAAUAUUGUUUAAUUUCUUCAUAAUGCAGAUUGAAGAUCUAAGCCAGCAAGCACAAGUGGAGGUAAGCCUUGAAAUGUACUGGUCUUUUGUUUGACAUUUUGUGUGUUUCAAGUAUAUAAUAUUUUUUUUCGCUAUAUUUGUGACGCUUGUGUGCCAUGUACAUGUAGUAGCAUUCUAAAAUCUGGAAUUUUCCUCUGAGUGCAUGUCAGCUAUUCAUGACAACAGCUCCUGAUCCUGCACAAAAUGAGCUUUCCUUUCUGUUUUACUAUGUCUAGGCUGCUGAAAAAUUCAAGGCCCCUCAACCUGCCCCUGUUGUGUCUGAAGCUAAGGCUGCUGCCAUUGAACAGGAAGAAGAAUCUGAUGAAGAAGAGGUAACUGAAAUCUUCUGCUUGAAAAAAAUGUUGUUUUUAAGAUUUGAGGCCUGUACUUUCUACAUAUAAAACUCAGUUUUUCCCAUUGCUCUCGGGUUAAUAUUUAACCCUUUCACUUCCAGAGUGAUUGACAGAGUCUUCUUGUAAGAUAGUUUUAACUUUUGAAUAUGUGGAUCAAAUCUUAUAGUAUUACUAUUCAAAUAAAUUCUUUUCAGCACUGCAGUAUUUUCUCCUGGUACUAUUUGGUUAUAUUUUGGAAUUUUACAAAACAAAAGUAAUAAAAUUUUACAGAACUUUGGUGACUUCUGGAAAUGAGGGGGUCAAUCGUUUGACUUUCAGCUAUUAAAGUUAUCAGCCCCCAAAAUCUAUUUGUCUUUCUAUCUUAUGUCCCUUUAACGUUAUUUUUUUAUGUGACAAUACAAUGUAUUUUGUAGGUUAAUGCAACUGGGGUGGAAGAAAAAGAUAUUGAACUUGUUGUACAACAGGCAAAUGUCUCGAGAUCAAAGGUCAGUUUAAUAGAUUACUCUUCAUUAAUGUUAUUGAAUUUAUGUUUACUCUCCAAGGAUUACUUAAGGCAAAGAAAACAGUGAAAUCAAAAGCCCAUAUUGCAACAUCCGUAGUUUUGCUGUUGACUCAAAAAAGAAACCGUGCAUAGCAUGUCAAAAAUGUUUUGGUCAGUUUAAGUGCCACUUUAGUGCAGAGAGAAGGCAAAACCAGAGGGGGGGAAAGUCAGAUGUCCCUGAGACCAAUAAAAUUAUCUAAAAAGGUGCAACUUAAAAUCUAUUGACUACAACCUUUGUUCCGUCAUCUUUUUCCUUAUUCAUUCAAAAUAUACUUGUGUUCCCAUUAUUUCAUUAAAUUUAGUGUUGAUAAAGUCAUUUUUUGUUUCUUACAGGCCAUUAAAGCUCUCAAAAACAAUGAUAACGAUAUUGUCAAUGCUAUAAUGGUAAGGCUCCUUGCUAUCUGAAUUUUUAAAAUUUUUUUUUUACUGCAAGGUUUUGUUGCAUGUGUGCAUUUCAUAAUGGAUGAGAGGGCUGUCGUUAGUAGCCAGCAGCUGGCUUUGUUUGCCAGUUUGUUGUACAGAAGGGUGACCACAUAAUGGUGGUUCAAGUGUGAUACCCUUUGAGCCAAAGAGGUUUCAUAGUUGUCAAAUUGGAAGAUUUUCAGAGUUCAGUGUUUUCUUCUUUCCUGUAAUGGGAAGUGUUCUUAACCCUUUAAACACCAAUAUAAGCAUACAAAUUCUCCUGACUCAUCUCUGUUCAUUUUCUUGCAGAAUUAAGCCCGGUUCACGCGUCAAAUUUCACAUGUGCCACACAUGUGAAGUGCGACGUUUAAAUCAAUAAAAUUUGUACAGUUUAGAUUAAAUGGAAUGUUUGCCGUAUCUGUGACUGAAACAGUUGAAGAUUCAACUUAGGUUCAACUUUUGAUUCAAACUUCUCAUUUCACAUGUGCUGAGCUUAAUGCAUGAGUUUAGUCAAUUAUUAUUACAUUACUGGGAAUAUUGACCGCGAACAGAGUUAAACUCGACAAAGUUCAGAAAGUUAAAUUCCACGUUUAAAUCAAAUGUCAUAUUUAACUAUUUUAGUCGACUAAAAUAGGAGUUAAAUUCAGCACAUGUAAAAUUUGACGUUUGAAAUGGGCUUUAGUUGGGAGAAUUUGAUAAAAGAUCAGGGCAUUUUCCCUUUGGUGAUCGUUUUAUUAAUUCUCAUAACAUUUUCUUUUUAUUAUGUAUUGAUAACAUUAGGAGAAAAUUGAUGUUUGUCACUCUUGAGACUUAAAGUUAAUGUGUAUGUCUUUACUUUCUUUUUUAGGAGCUGACAAUGUAA